Messenger RNA from Gossypium arboreum, 2368 nucleotides. Its product is annotated as probable protein phosphatase 2C 55. The transcript has 6 exons. Bases 538 to 2082 code for a protein of 514 amino acids. NCBI's taxonomy places the organism in Eukaryota, Viridiplantae, Streptophyta, Magnoliopsida, Malvales, Malvaceae. The record is from RefSeq and is a predicted model, not a curated record.
AAAUUUAAAUUUGCCAGGUUUAGGUCAAAAGAUUAUCCGUGACAAUUCUCGAGUAAAAAUAGGAAAGUUUUAGGCUUUAGCUUUAUUACGGCUGGCCUCCCUCCCUUACUCACCUGUUUUUAGGGUUUCAUUGAUUUGGGUUUGCUGAGUAUCGUCGCCCCCCAGAACUUUCUUUACUUCCACUUUUUGCCAGAACAUUCUGCAUCUCGAUGUUUGGAGUCUUUUGUUUCUUUUAAGGUUUCAUCUCAAGGCAAGCAGAAAGAAGAACCGGUUUCUGGUGGUUCUUUCUAAACCGAUCGAUUCAUUUCUAGGUCCCCAGAACUUUGGGGGGAUUAGGGUUUUUGCUUUGAUGGCUCUGUAAAUGUUUCUAAAUUCCUGCUGUUUUUUGAAGGGAGAGCAGGAAUUAUCUAUGUUUUUAGUACUCUAAGGUUUAGAUGUGUUAAAAAGUUAUGAGAUAUUCUUCUGCAUAUAGUAGUGACUUUUGUGUUCUCUGUAAUAGACUGUUCGAAGCAAAAUUGCUUUGCUUAAGAGGAUAAGAUGCCAUCUACUUAUUUUUGGAGACUGAGGAGUGCAGUUCAGAAUGGAAUUCAGAGAACAGAGUGCGGGAGUCAGGAUUCAAUAGAAGUUCUGAUAGGUACAGGGAAGCUUGGGUUUGGGAAUUACAGGUUUUUUCACUCUUUAAGAUUUUCGAGGCUUGUGGAUUUGCGAGGACUUUUGCAACCCGGGACUGUUUUGGCUGCAAGAUCUGAUUCUCACUUGGCUAACCGAAGAAGGAACAUUUCUGUUGUGGGAGCAGUUUCUCGAACCAUAUCUGUUCCAUCUGUUUCAGGCCCUGCUUUCCAGGUUUGUGGGUAUCAUAUUGAUAGUGUACUUGCUGACUCCAGUCAAAUAUCGUCAGUGAGCAAAUUACAGAGUAAACCUAUGGCUGCUUCUGGUUCUAGAGUUGUAAUCGGUGGAUAUCUUGUUGAUACAUCAAAGCUAAAGCAUGAGCACCUUUCAUCAUCAAAAAGUAGUACCAACAUCUUUUACAGCAAUAAAAGUUUGAAUAGCUGCAUACAAGCUAGAAUGAGUUUGAAAAACCCUGAGAAACCUAACAAUUCACCAAUAUAUGGAUAUUUCAUGUAUAGUGUUGGAAAAAGGUGGUGCAAUUUUGAUAGUCUGUUAGGUUCAGGUUCCAGUGCUUUCCAUAGCUCAUUGCAUUGUUUAUCAGCGGGGACUUUGCCUGAUGUUUCCUUUGAUAAUUCCGGAAGUGAGGAACAGGGUAACAAUUCCUCCGUGUCAUCAGAAGAGAAGAUUUCUGCUGGCAAAACUCUGACGCUGCUUUCGGGAUCAUGUUAUCUUCCCCAUCCUGACAAAGAAGAUACUGGAGGAGAGGACGCACAUUUCAUAUGUGCAGAUGAACAAGCAGUAGGUGUAGCAGACGGAGUUGGUGGCUGGGCAGAUCUAGGUGUCGAUGCAGGUCUGUAUUCUCGGGAACUCAUGUCUAACUCCGUAUCUGCUAUCCGAGAGGAGCCCAAAGGUUCAAUUGACCCUGCAAGAGUCUUAGAGAAAGCUCACUCUAGCACAAAAGCUAAAGGUUCCUCAACAGCGUGCAUCAUAGCACUCACAGACCAGGGUCUUCAUGCUAUAAAUUUGGGGGACAGUGGUUUUAUGGUUGUUCGAGAUGGAUGCACUAUAUUUAGAUCCCCUGUUCAGCAGCAUGAUUUUAACUUCACAUAUCAACUUGAGAGUGGAAGUAAUGGUGAUUUACCUAGCUCUGGUCAGGUCUUUGCAGUUCCUGUUGCUCCUGGAGAUGUUAUCAUUGCUGGCACAGAUGGACUGUUCGAUAACUUGUACAAUAACGAAAUUACUGCAGUGGUGGUUCAUGCGGUGAGAGCUGGUUUGGGGCCUCAAGUGACUGCUCAGAAGAUAGCAGCAUUGGCAAGGCAACGAGCACAGGAUAGAGACCGACAAACACCUUUCUCCACUGCUGCUCAAGAUGCUGGAUUCCGUUAUUAUGGUGGAAAGCUUGAUGACAUUACUGUUGUUGUGUCAUACAUUACCAGCUCCGAAGAAUUAAUGCAGGAGAACAAGUCUAGAUGAAGUUAGUGAAGCUGGUAUGGCCUGUGAUCCAAAUUUCGUUUAUCAGUUGAUCAGUUGGCAUUGGGCGAUGGAAUGGAUGAUUGGAUCUUUGUUUUGUACUAUAGUUAGCAAUCAACCAACUUUCCCCCUCUUCUUUUUGAUGAAUUAUUCUUUUACCAUAUGCUUCCGUCAAGUUCCUUUCCUCUGGAUCCAUAUUCAAACCACAACAUUUGUAAAUAUAUAUUGCUGGUAGACUAUUUCUUUAUGAAAUUAAAUGUUGUUGCUGGAAAAUAAAAAUCAAAUAUAA